AUGAGUAAACUGAAAGGCAGCCGUCUCGAGACAGAAGUCGACAAAGUUCGCACAGACGGGAAUUGGAAGCGAUUGUCCGAAUUAUUACCAUCAGUAAAAUCAAAAAAUUCGGGUCUUGAAGAUUCGUAUGAGUUAUUUCAAGGCGAAAUAAUUCUUGAAACGUUUCUGGAGCAACUUGGGGAAGUUCUCAGGCCGCACAAGGAAAAUCAUGAGAAACUGAAAUCCGCCGAAUCAUAUUUAAUCACCGCUGUCAAGGAAAAAGCCAAUAAUAAUAGUGUUUUCAUGGAGGCUAGCAUAUUAUUAGCAAAAGUAUAUUACGCGUGUACAGAGUAUGCCAAAGCUUUAAACCUCAUCGAUGCAUCUGGUAUGGAAAAAGGAACGAAUCCGUUCCGAACUCUUCGAGCUCUUAGACUUGUUGCUGAAGGAUACGCAGUUAAAGGAUUGUGUUUGGAGUCGUUCGAAAGUCCGAUUCACACCCAUUCUCUGCCACUCGGUUCAGCUUCAAGUUUCACGAAUGAGCAGAAGGCGAUUAAUUGUUUUGAGAAGUCUGCGGAGCUCGCGAUUUCUUAUAUAAAUGAACUUGAAAAAACGCUGAAUUCAAAUUCGUCGAAAGGAAAUACGUCAACUAGUGGUAGUUUGCCAACUCCAGCAAACGGCACACGCCAACCGGAAAAAAUCGGCGAUCUCCUUGAGCGAUGUCUCGAACGCGUUGCGAUGCUUCGCGCCAAAGACACUGUAGCACAGCGAAAAAAUGGAAGCGAAGGAAUUGAAUGGUAUCGACGAAUUAUAACAUGUUUGGGCGACAAGUCGACCGGCGAACGAUUGCAACUGAAAAUGUCGCGGCAAUUGGCUGAACUGUUAAUUAGAGCAGCGGUGCCCAGCGAGGACAAGUCAGCGAGCGAGGCGAUGAAUAUGAAAAGUCAAAAUUUGAACUUCUACACGGGUUCCCAUCGAGGCUAUUUUGCGCCAUCGUCUCGCGUCGAAGAAAUCGUUCUUCUUCUAUUGAUCAGCGAGGUUUUGUCGACAAGAGAAGUGGUUUUAUCGCGAUCCGAAGAGUUGACGAGUUCGCGAAUCGAAUCGCUUCAAAAUGCGAAAUCGGCCUACAAUUUGCUCACACUGGUGCUGUCAACUCUCCGCCAGUAUCACAUUCUUGCCAACAUCUACGAGCGAGCCAUGAAAUUCGCCAACAAUGAUUCAUUUUUGUGGCAACAAUUCGCGUUGUCGUCGAUUUGUCGUGGGCGAUACGCGCGUGCUGCUCGUGUACUUGAGCAGUCGAUUAUGUCAUCGAACAUCGACAGCGAAUCGUCGCCGUCGAAAGUGCGGCAUCGAGCUGCGACUGUGGAUCAGAAGGAGAAUGAUGGCGAUGAAUCGGCGCUUCAUUUGACCAACAAUCCUUCAUGCGCGCUUUCGGUCAUAUCUGAAUAUCUUCUUUUGUCGCAGCUUUAUAUUGAGAAAUUUGGAAAUUACAAAUCAGCCAUAGAAUAUUCUGAAAAAGCCAUUGAGUUGUGCUCAAAAGACGGUCAAUUGACUUUUUUGAAAGCACGUUGUCAACUGAUUCACGCGAUUGCUACCGGACAAAAUGCGAUGCUGGAAACUGCGUGGGAGUCGAAGAAGUCGAAAUUGGCGAGUGCGGUGAAACUGAUCGAAGAAUGUGUGUCAUCGGAUCCUCAUGAUUAUCUUGCUCUUUAUUAUUCUGCAUAUUAUCAUGCGCUAUCGAGAGAUCUUGAAUCAGCCAAGGAUCGCUGCUCGCGGAGUUUAGCGUUGAACGGAGAUCAACCGGCUGCUGUCAUGCUUCUCGCGUUGAUAUUCACAGCCUAUGGGGAUUUGAAGGGAGCUCUGGAACUUGUUGUCACAUCGCUUCAGGAAUUCGAAACCAAUUAUGGACUUUUGGUGCUCAAAUUGCAAAUUGAGACAAAAUUUGGACGGAUUGAGGAGAGUUUGGACACUUGUACGCAUCUUCUUGAUUUUUGGAAAAAGAGGGACGCGAUGACGAUUAUUGGGCAUUCGGGUGGAGUUGAUGAGGAUAAAUCGCAGGCGACGUUGAAUGGAAUGGAUUCGAAUUCGGUGAUGUUGGGAAGAGAUGGAAGCAUGAAAACUGGAACUCCCUCUCUUGGACGCGAAAUCUCGACACCGGUCGUUCCAGGAGCACCAUUGUCAUCGUUCUCGAAUACCGUCCCAUUGUUGAAUUCACUUCCAACAAAUGCUUCAGGAAUGGACAUUUCAAGUAAGAAUUUAUUUGCUGACAGCGGUGUGACGAUUUCUGACAAUGGGCAUUCAUCGGCGAGCGAUAGUGGCACGAAUACGGCAUCGGCGGACGCUUGGUCGAGAUUCCGAGCGCAAGCUGAUAUUUGGAUGUCACUUACCGAGUUGUACUUGGCCGAGGGACGAUUGGCCGAUGUGACGAAAUGUGUGGAACAGGCGAUCGGAUUGUUCCCACAAUCGCCACAAGCGAUUUAUAUGAAGGGGCGGCUACUCGGAUGUCGGGCUGAGAAUCUGAAGGAUCGGAACAUGGCGAGCAAGAUUCGCGGAGAAGCAAAAUCUACCUACUUGUCGGCUUUGGCGUUGUGUCCGAAUCAUGUGCAAUCGAUGAGCGCUCUAGCGAAAUUGUACGAAGCCGAAGGAAAUCAAAUGAUGGCCGAACAUAUGCUUCGAGAAAUGGUGCGAAAUGAUCCGCUGAACUGCAAUUGGUGGCAACAGCUCGGAUGUUCGUUGAUGCGUCGCGGAGAAGCCGACCAAGCCACCGAAUGUCUCACAGCAGCCUCAAAUCUCGACAGAUCCACGCCGUUGCUGCCGUUUUCGUUCAUCUCUCCCGUAUUCCCCGCGGGAUUCUAA
This is a messenger RNA of Caenorhabditis bovis, 2832 nucleotides long. NCBI's taxonomy places the organism in Eukaryota, Metazoa, Nematoda, Chromadorea, Rhabditida, Rhabditidae. The record is from the annotation of a GenBank genome assembly.